AUGGGCAGCAAGGACUGGAAUUAUUCCACCUCUGGCUUUGUCCUCACCAGCCUUUUUAACAACAGCCAAACACACCUUUUUCUGUUCAGCAUGGUGGUGUUGGUCUACACGCUUGCAAUGGCGGGCAACACAGCCAUGGUCCUUCUGAUUUGGAUGGACACCCGACUACACACACCCAUGUACUUCCUCCUCAGCCAGCUGUCCCUUCUAGAUGUCUUCUUUACCUCAGUCACUGUCCCCAAGAUGAUAGUAGGCUUUCUCUUCGGUUGGACAAGCAUCUCCUUUGGGGGCUGUGGGGCACAGAUGUUUUUCUUUAUGUUCCUGGGGGCUGCGGAGUGCCUCCUGCUGGCCCUCAUGGCUUAUGACCGCUAUGUGGCCAUCUGCAACCCUCUGCGCUACCCAGCGCUCAUGAGCCGACGGGUGUGCCUGCUCAUGGUUGUAGCCUCCUGGCUGGGAGGAUCCCUCAACGCUUCCAUUCAGACUUCUCUGACACUGCAGUUCCCCUACUGUGGCUCUCGGAAGAUCUCCCACUUCUUCUGUGAGGUGCCCUCUCUGCUGAUGCUAGCCUGUGCAGAUACAGAAGCCUAUGAACAGGUACUCUUUGUGACAGGCGUGGUGGUCCUCCUGGUGCCCAUUACCUUCAUCACCACCUCCUAUGCCCUUAUCCUGGCUGCUGUGCUCCGGAUGCAUUCUGUGGAGGGGCGUCAGAAGGCCCUGGCCACAUGCUCCUCCCACCUGACAGUUGUCAAUCUCUUCUACGGGCCCCUUGUCUAUACCUACAUGUUACCUGCCUCCUAUCACUCACCAGGCCAAGAUGAUGUCGUAUCUGUCUUUUACACAGUUCUCACACCCAUGCUUAACCCUGUCAUCUACAGCCUCAGGAACAAGGAAGUAACAGGGGCAAUGAAGAAGGCAAUGGGAAGGUGUGGAGUCAGUAGGAACGCAUGACACCUGAGAGAGGCCUGGGAGACAAGCACCUCAGCUCUAAGCAUCAUCACCUGUACUGAAUGCUGAGGCAGGGAGACAUGUCUAUUUGAGAAGAGCCUCCAUGUCUGUAACUUCUGGUCUAGGACUCUUCCAUGGGCCAGGAAGUCAACACCCAAACUCAUCGCUCCCUUCCAGCUACUGCUUUCUUUCUUCAGAGACUUGUCUACCCUGGCUCUGGUCCACCUCAGCAAACCCCAGGCUUCUUUGUGGACCACAGCAGGAACCUAUCCUCUCUGUAUCACUAAACAUCUGAGAUCAUCCCCUCCAGCCCCAGUAAAAUUCAAAGACCCACAAAUCCCCUCAUCCCUAGCUGUUUUGUCAACCUUCUCUACUGGCACCAUGUCUCCAACGAUGCUGUCCUGGCUGAGCACCCUCAGCACAGUCCCUCAGAAGAGUCCUCUGUGACCAGAAUGGCACCUGACAUUUUCAGAUAGCUCUCCCAUCUCUUGCUUAGAAACUGCUUAAAGCAUCAGAGAUACCUGCAUUGUUUAUCCCAUCCACAGUGGCCUCAUCCAUCCCACCAUCCUCCCUGCAUCCUAUUUUUGGAUUUGAGGUCUCUUCCCCCUCCCCCAUUAGAUUGUGCAGACCCAGAAGGCACAGGAUUUGAUUCUUUAAUACCACAUUGUCAGCUUCUAGGAGAAGCCUGAAACAUGUGAUCAAUACUAAA
Messenger RNA from Mesocricetus auratus (golden hamster), 1654 nucleotides. RefSeq names its product olfactory receptor 2T1-like. Gene Ontology annotation, molecular function: G protein-coupled receptor activity; olfactory receptor activity. The record is from RefSeq and is a predicted model, not a curated record. Bases 1 to 948 code for a protein of 315 amino acids. Gene Ontology annotation, biological process: G protein-coupled receptor signaling pathway. Gene Ontology annotation, cellular component: membrane. NCBI's taxonomy places the organism in Eukaryota, Metazoa, Chordata, Mammalia, Rodentia, Cricetidae. The transcript has a single exon.